This is a messenger RNA of Neoarius graeffei (lesser salmon catfish), 1977 nucleotides long. RefSeq lists its product as uncharacterized. The transcript is spliced from 3 exons. Bases 234 to 899 code for a protein of 221 amino acids. NCBI's taxonomy places the organism in Eukaryota, Metazoa, Chordata, Actinopteri, Siluriformes, Ariidae. The record is from RefSeq and is a predicted model, not a curated record.
UAAACAGAACCAUUUAAACGCAUGAAGUGGUAUGCGUCUCGAGCAUAUGUUCAUUUUUAUUUGUAGUAUUUACCUUGUUUUUUACCGAACGGAGCCAUCUUUUUAGGAAGAAUAUAAGUAGCUGAGCGGGCUGUUUUUAAAAGUUGUCGACUCCGGAUUUAAAGUGAAUCUCGACUGUAGAGAUUAUAAACCAAGAGCGCGCUCAUCCCUUUCACUGCUCUGAGAUUAUUACAAUGAGUUUUUCACAGAACAGGGACACGGCUUUCCUGAAGCCAGAUGAAGCCUCUGCUGUGGAGGCGGCGGUCAGGGCGGCGGUCAGGUCCAUCCUGAAGGUUUUCUGUGAGCUCAAUGAGAAGAGAUCGCACUGCUAUGAGGUGAAGUUAGCCGAGGCGGAAAGAGAAAACGCAGAGCUCAAGUUUCAGUUAAAAACCGCCGAGCAGGAGCUUCAAACUUUACGACAGGUCUCUUCUAAUUACAAAAUCUCAGCUGAGGUCACCUUCAGUACAGAUGCUGAAGAACCAGGACAAGAACCGGUGUCUUUCCAGAGUGUCUCAGUGCCAGAGAGCGACGGUGUGCUGGUGCUAAAGGAAGAAGAGCCUUUUUACGACAGCAAACUGUUUAUAAAGAGUGAAAUGACUGAGCAGUGUUCUGUAGUGAACUUUAAUGGACACCCUGUUAUUGAAAACAAUCAAAUUUGCCAACAGAUGGCACAAAUCCAGACAUACAACACCUACGACCAUCACAACCACUCAAUUAAUCAAGAUCCGGUUUUAACCGGAUCUGAGAGAAGGAGACUGACACGGUACGAGAAUGUGAGAAGGUAUAGAGAAAGGAUCCGGGCUGAUCCUGUGAAAUACCUCGCCUGGAAAGAGAAGAACCGCUUAAGAGGGAGGAGCUAAGAAGUGAGCAAGAGAAGAAAGGAAAUGAAAUGAGGAAGCGAAAUUAAUGAAAUGAGAAGUACCCACGUCUUUGACUUGUGUAUUUGCAAACCAUCCAGGUAUCUGCAAAACAGAAAGACCAUUAAUGAACUUCCUGAGCCCAUGAAGAAGCUGCAAAGGAAGGCUUGGAGAGAGGCUACCAGACGACACCGUGCAAAAAAGCUGGCUCAAGCUGCUCUUCCUGCUACAUCCAUGUCACAAACAGCCAGCCUGUAAUGCCCAGGUCAGACAGAAGGCUGCAACUAGUUUUCAACUACUUGCGUCUACCUGCGAUAACAAAAUCGCAGGUAGACGCAAGACUGGACUUGCAUCGACGCACAACGACGCAGAUAAUGACAGAGUGCUGCAGAGGGUCUUUAGUAGAGGCAGGUUGAUGCAAGUGGAUCACGAUCUGUUCACAUUUCAGCUCCGAUUCGAUUCCAGUCGGUGCAAAUAGCAGGUUGAUGCAUGUAGAGGUAGAGGCAGGCGGUCGUGCAACGCUUGAACGACCAAUUGCAGGUUGAAGCAGGUAGUGGCAGCUAGACACAGGCUGACGUAGGGGAAGACAUGUCUUUAGAGAUGGCUGCGAUGCAUCACAGGUAGUUUACAACAACCUGCGAGCAGUCUUAUGGCCUUAUAUUUUUUAAAGUUUUUUUGUGCACUGCGUCUAGCUGCGUCUGCUUCCGACUGGUUGCGUCCUGUCAUAAUAGCUUAAAAACCCUGCAUCUUGCAAUACGUCUGACCACAGCGAAGGAUUUGAUGCAAAAUGCCUGCUUCCAUCUGCGAUCAGUUGCCACCCGACCGAUCGCAGUUCACUGCAUGCGUCUUUCUGCCGUCUGACCUGGGCAUAACCAGGACAGUUUCGUCCUUUAGUCUGUGUGUGCUCUGAAAGUGGCUCCUUUGUAUUGCGUAUAUAUGAAUAAUUGUGAAAAAUGGAUACUUGUGUGCUCAUAAUCCAGAUCCAGUUUGUAAUGAAUAAUUUAGAGACAUUACCAUACACGUCUUAAAAUUAUGUCUAAGGUUUUAUUAUUCCACUGGACAUAAAAACAAAGUUUUGGUU